This is a messenger RNA of Pelobates cultripes (western spadefoot toad), 31603 nucleotides long. Lineage: Eukaryota; Metazoa; Chordata; Amphibia; Anura; Pelobatidae. The record is from the annotation of a GenBank genome assembly.
AGUAAACUCGUGAUCAGCAGUGCCACAGAAUGAAGCAUAAAAGUAAUUGUGGAUUUUUUCAUCUCUCUCUUGUCUAUUCCUGACUUGUGUGGACUUGACGUCUUUCUCAGACUUGUCAUGGCUUCUCCUAGACUGGAGACAUUCUGUUGUCCCAAUAGGGACCUAGCCACUGAGUUAGUCCUGGACUACCAGCCUCAAGUAUUUGGUUCCUUGUGCAUUGGCAGUGGGUUAGUUAGCAUGUUUUUGACCAUUCUACAGCUUCUUCCAAAAACCAAACAAGGCUACCGGAAACUGGGAAGAUUCACUCUGCCCAAACCAUCCUCGUCCAGAAUUCUUCUUCUAAUUGUCAUCUGUGACAUGCUGGGCUGUUUAGGUAACGUGGUUUCAUUCAUAUUCAUGAUUGUUUUAUGUUCUCUGUUGUUCAAUACUUUAAAUAUCUCUGCAAAAGCUGAAGCCUUGGAUUAUAUUUUAAUGCAUUUAGAUUGCUUUUUAUUGAAUUUAAGAAAUGCAUGUCUCUGUUUAAAACAUAUGACAGGAAACUGGAAUUAACAUCAGAGACGGUUUUCAAAUGUAAAGUCAUUAGAUGUAAUGGCUAGUUAAUGCGUGAAUGAAUUGGAUACUGCCCAUUCAUUUGCUGAAUAGAAAUGAUAUCUCAAAUGUGUUAAGCUAAAUUCAUAGUUCUUUUACUAUUCUACUAUGUUCAAUUUUAUGAUGGUGUGCUUAUUAUUAUUACGUUUUUGCUCUCUAAUGACAGUAAAGGACCACUGUCAUGGAAAAAAUACAACUUAUAUGCAGGUAAAUUAUAAGUCUUAGACAGUAGAAUAGUUUAAUGUUGUGAAAUUUUUGAUAUUUUGUGCUCUAAUUUUUAUUCUUCCUCAGUACUUAAACCUGUAACAUAACCUACUUUUUAUCUGCAAAAAAGAAAUCAAAUAGAUAGGAACCACAUCAGCUUUUUGGAAUUCAAAGUUAAUUCAAUGUGAAUUUCAAAAUUUCAACCAAAUUAGCAGAUUCGGUCAAAUUCUCCACAUCAUUUCUGUGUUUAAUUUGGCUAUUUUGGCAUUACUUUUAAACAUCACUUUGCAUUUACUUUGAAUUCCCUGAAAUUCUCACUUUAGUGAAUAACUCUUUGAGUUCAGUUGUUUAUUAAUUCAAAAUUAUAAAUAUUAUAAUAAGGCACAGAGUGAUUACAGCCGUGUUAAUAUUUACAAAGCAUCUCAUUUGGCUUACAUUUUUCAGUAUACUUUCCAAUUCGCCACAAUUCACUGUUUAGUUAAUAAACCCCAAUGUGUCUUUCUAUAAAUAUUAGUGAUUACACAUGUGCUUGCUCUGGUUAUAGGCUAUUCUUAGGGUGAAACAUAUAUAAUGAAAGCAAAUUACAACAAAAAGCGAUGCAGAUUUAACUAGACAUCUAGAUUUAAAGAAAGCAUAUUUUAUACUAUGCUUAAUGCAGUAUACACAAAAAGUAGGGGAAACUGCUAAAAGACAAGGUGUUAAAGGAACAGUGUAGUGUAUUCCUAAUGCUAGAGUUGUGAUGCCCCUUAAUAAAUAGGCCAGCGUCUAUAAUGAGUAACGAGCUGCCACAACCUCCUUCUUGUCUACUCUGCCCAAAUGUUACAGGAUUGGGGAGAUGCAGUGGUGAGUGAGCUGUGAUCAAUACUUCCUCUGCCUGCACAACUCCCUUGGGUGCCAUGUAAUGAGACCAGGAGCUGGGAUGUGACGCCCCCCCUGCCCUGGCAUCACUACAAGAUAUGAAUGCCAACUAUACACAGAACCGGUGUUACCGUUAGGCAAACUAGGCAUUUGCAUAGGGCGCCGGCCUGCUGGGUGCGCCCACCGGGAUAUUUCCUGGUGGGCUCCCCCUGUCUAGGGCCGCAGCGCUGGGAAAGCGACUCACUAGCCGCCCCCCCCAGUGCUGGGCCGAACCUCCAGGCAGCAGAAAAACCUCUAGGUGCCCGGAGCAGCCUUGUCACAGGUGGGCCACUGAUGCUGUGCUACGGUAAGGCAGAGCUGGCGCCUGCUUACCUUGAUGGCAGGUGCCUGCAUUGCCAACAAAUGCCGUUUACCUGAGGAGAGGGACAUGGAGAAAGCAGGCAGCGAGGGAGGCUGUUCUUGCAGCCUCUCAGUCCUCCCUCGCACGCCCUCUGUGAUGCUGGGAGCCAGAAUAUGACAUCAUUCCGGCCCCGGUAUACUAAACAGCGGGUGGGAGAAGUGAGGAGCUGCCCCACACUGGAUCCCAGGGAGGUGAGUGUUUGACUGUCAGUGAGUGUCUGCCUGUGUGUGUGUCUGUUAGUGAGUGAGUGUAUGUAUGUCAGUGAGUGUGUGUGUAUGUCUGUCAAUGAGUGUCUGCCUGUGUUUGUGUCUGACUGUCAGUGAGUGAGUGUAUGUAUGUCAGUGAGUCCGUGUGUGUUUGUGUGUGUGUGCCUGUCAGUGAGUGAGUGUAUGUAUGUAUGUCUGUCAGUGAGUGAGUGUACGUCUGUCUGUGUCUGUCAGUGAGUGAGUGUAUGUCAGUGAGUGCCUGUGUGUGUGUGUAUAUGUCGGUCAGUGAGUGUGUGUUUGUGUGUCAGUGAAUGAGUGUAAGUCUGUCAGUGAGUGAUUGUAUGUCUGUCAGUAAGUGUCUGUGUGUGUGUGUCUGUCAGUGAGUGUGUGUGUGUCUGUCAGUGAGUGAGUGUAUGUCCAUGAGUGUCGUGUGUGUCUGUUUGAGUGUGUCAGUGAGUGAGUUUGUUUGUCAGUGAGUGAGUGUAUAUCUCUCAGUAAGUGUCUGUGUGUGUGUGUCUGUCAGUGAGUGAGUGUAUGUCUGUCAGUAAGUGUGAGUGUAUGUCUGUCAUUGAGUGUGUUUCUGUCAGUGAAUGUGUGUGUCUGCCAUUGUGUGUCUGUCUGUCAGUGAGUGAGUGACAUGAGGGGGCGGCAAAAUGGUUCUUUGCCUAGGGUGGCAGAAAUCCUUGCACCGGCCCUGACUAUACAGCUAAAGCAUAGUGAUCCCAGCAGCACCCCCUGGCCACUAGGGGCAGUAUACACUCCAACUCUCGCUGACACAAUUGAGAGGCUAGGUGGACCAAACAAUAAAUUAUAUAUAUAUAUUUAAAGAAAAGAAAAUCAUGUAUGUGUUUGAGAAUUAAUAAGUAUGUAUGUGUGCAUGAGAAUGUGUGUGGUUGUGUAUGUGUGUGAAAAUGUAUAUUUAGGUGUUCAUGAAAAUGUGUAUGUCUUUGUGUAUGAAAAUGUCUAUGUGUGUGUGUGCUGAAGAAUGUGUCUGUGAUUCUGUGUGCAUGAAUCACUACCCAAAAGUAAGUAUUUGGUAUUUAACUAAGAGCUUUUUGACACUAUUUUGAACCCUUUAUUACGGACCAUUAAGUUUUUUUUUAGUUUUUUUACACAUUUCUCAUUAUUGUGGGGAGUUUCACAGGCCUAUUCACAGCAACACCACCCAUGUAGACCUUUGCCAGAAAAGGGAAAUAUUAUAGUAUCAAGUGACAGGUGUGCCUAUUUCAGUCUUUACAUUUUUGUUACCACAUUGACCAGCAUUAAACUUUGAAGCUGUCAUAAUCUUGAGCAGCUCAGGUAAGAGACAAUUGCCAAGGUUAAUGUUUGGUUGUUUAUUGGUGACUUUACACAUAGCUACACAUAAUUAGUAUACGCAGCAAGCCAAAGAGGGAGGUAAUUAUAAGUGAUAAUAGUUGAGAGAGUUAGGCAAUUGGUAGAAAGAAAAACCUAUAAGCGGAAUUAUAGUAAAAGGUUAAAGGAGAACCUGUUAGUGGAAUUAUAGGUAAGUAGAAAGAAGGUGAAAUAGAAAUAGAGGUUUAGGCAAUAUGUCCCGGACAGGUUGUUACCAAGAUAUAAUUAGAGAAUAGCAAAUACUUAUGGUUGAAAGUAUAGGACAGGCAUAGGCAACCUUCGGCAAUCCAGAUGUUUUGGACUACACCUCCCAUGAUGCUUUACCAGCAUUAUGGGUGUAAGAGCAUUAUGGGGAAUGUAGUCCACAACAUCUGGAGGGCCUAAGGUUGCCUACCCCUCGUAUAGGAUAUAUAGAACAGAAAGGUAUCAGAAUUGCAAAUAAAAUAGAUUAGUGAAUCAGCCCCCAGUUGGAAGGAGCACUGAUAAAGCAGGUAAAAUACUCUUUGCAAUAUGACUUAGUAUCGUAAUUCAGGUUGGUAAACUGUAGGUUGGUUGCGUCGUUCAGGUUAGAAUAAAGCAGGUUGGUGUUAUAAAGCAGAUUGAUAUGAAGCAGGUUGGUAAUAAUGCAGGUUGGUGACAAAGGUUGGUUUGUAGAGUAGUUCAAGUUUAUAUAACGAAGCUUGGUAGCACAGAAGGUUGUUGUGUAGAUCAGCUUGAAAAAAAAGGAGCUUGGUAGUGUAGAUAAUAAAGCAGGUAAGUUCAUAGGAGUCAGGAAUAGAAUCUUUUCAGGUUGACCAUCAACUUCAAUGUAAAGGCCCUGUAUUGAGCAGGGUGUAGCCUUUUGUAGCAUCACUAAUUAGUCCAGGCAGGCAAGGAUGCGUGAAAGAAUGUUCUGACCUAGUGGUUAGGGAGGCCACUAGUGGCAAAACAUAGUUACUGCAGGUACAAAAUUGAAAGAAAUUAAUACAGUUCCGAAAUUAGAUUUUGGAUCCUGACAGAUUCUAUGUAUAAUCCAAGGUAAAUCUAAUUUUAACCCUAACUCUAUCUCUAUCUAGCCCUUAUCAGUACCCUAGAUAAGCAUAACUUUAGUUUACACUAAGCUUGGAAAAUCCUAACCUUAGCUAACCCAAACUGUAGUUGUCCCUUACUUUAGCUAGCACUUAAAUUACCUAACCUCCCCUAAUAACCCUAACUUCACCAAACCCUAGCUAGCCCUAACUCUAGCAAACUGUAACCCUACAAAACCCAAUAGGGACACAUUCACAGAUACGCAUACUAAUAAACUGACACAAACGCAAACUGUCACACACAUCAAUACAAAAAGCACCUAUUUCUAGCUACCUUUCUUUGGGGUCUGUGGUGGACACUUUGACUGCACCACCAGUAGUUCUGCCCCGCUAGAAUGCAGGACAUGUCCCAGGGCUCUUUAUUUUUUUCUUGCUGGGUCAAGCGCUUAAAACAUGGGAAUGUCCCGGUAAAUUCUAGACAGUAGGCAACUAUGGAAUAUUUGUGAUCUACUGUUAAUAAAAUACAGUUGUUUGCUUUAUCAUUUUGUCUUCUCUUUACUGUGUAGGGAUUGUAUUGAGAUCAAUAGUAUGGAUCUCGUCUCCAGCUUUCAUUGGGAAUAUGUCUAUAUUGAAUACAACAGAUAUCUGGCCUACAGCCUUUUGUGUUGGAAGCGGGGUAUGUAUGAUCGAUUUGUGGCUAUUUUGCAAUGUUCACAAUACUGGAUUUUCCUGUAAUAAAUAUGUUAAAAUUUACAGUGGGUUAAUCUACCAAACUACUAACUGGAUAUACCUAAUUUCAUAAAUUUAUAGUGAAAUCCAAAUUUAACCCUACAUUAUAAUUCUAAUGAUUACUAAAUACAGUGCAGAUGCAUAUUUUGAGGAUAGUCUUGAAUAUCCAUGUUCACGUUGGAUUAAUGUGAAUAUAAUACAAAAAUACAAAGUACAACUGAAAAUGUUUAAAUGACACUCCAAUUAUAGAAAAUAUUACAUUUAUCAAAUGCAAAAUUGCAUCUAAAGUGACACAGAUUUUUGUAUUUGUGUGCAAUGCCAGUGCAUGUGUUAAUGCAGGCAUUCAUUUGUGUGAAUUGCCAGUGUUGAGGAGAAACGCAUCUACACCUAGUUUUUGUCUGUCCCAAUCUCCCUCCUCUAGUCUGUGUCUGUCCCCAUCUUCCUCUCUUCCAGUUAGGCCUACCUGAUCUCUUCUUCCCUAUCUGCUCCUAUCUGCCCUCCCCAAGUUUGUGUCUGCUACAUUCACCUUCUUCUCUUUUUUGGUCUGUUGCUACAUCUCCCCCCUCCCAUAUUUGUCAGUCCCUGCCUUUAUCUCCUCCCCAUGUCUUCCCACUUUUAUUCAUUCUGUGUUUUGAUACCCCAGCACCCCAGUCCUCUCAUUAUAAAUACGUGUAAUGUGGGUGAGCUCUUGCUGAAUGCUACUUGCCUUAGAGAAGGAGAGAAAGCACAGGCAAGGAGAUUACUUUGGAAUGAACGACAAAACAGGAACACUUAUUAAAAUAGGCAAGCCAGUUGGGAAGCUUCUUCCAUAUAGCCGACCCUUGACCCAAAGUUAUUCCAGUCCUCUGUCACGGUACCAGUAAAACAUACCACUGUGCUUUAUUUUAUGGAGUAUCCUGCACCUGUCCGUCAUUUUACAGAGCAUUCUGCCGCUGUACGUUAUUUUAUGGAAAAGAGCAUCCUGCACUUGCCCUUCAUUUUACAGAGUACUCUACACCUGUACGUAAUUUUCCAGAGCAUCCUAACUCAUGUAUCAUUUUACAGAGCAUCCCCAUGAUUCACUUCAUUCUGGUGUCCCGUGCCCACUGCAUUUUAUGGAGCUGGACACCCUUGCAUCAUGAUUUAUGCAAAUGUGCCUGUGUCAUUUGUACAACACUGCACAUGCAGAUUUGGCAUUGCAAGAAUGACAUCCCAUGGGCUCUCUAAGGCUAUAUAAACUCUUUCCAUACAGGGUACCUUCUGAUGGUUUUCCCUUGUGGCAAUCCGAGUGAAGAAAUGUCUGACUUAGAUAGCUAUAGUAAGGUAUAGAGGCAUUCAUCUCUUUCUCUCUCGAAAAAAAAAAAAGUGAUUAAAAAUUCCUUCCACCUGAAGUCAGUGGAUAGUCAAUACAUUGUUAAACACAGAACUGCACACCAGUCAAGCCAUAAGACUUGCUACAGAAAUCUCAUAUUUGCAGUGAUGUUACACUGCAAGGAAUUCUGGGUGGGCAUAUGCAAAUUCACAUUUUUGCCUCAUUCCAUUUUAAAACAUGGACUUCCAGAGUGGACUAUUGACUUUUUGUCCCAUAGUGGACUAUUUUAUAUUAAGAGACAUUUUUUUAAAUAUAUUUAAUUUUUUACUUUUACCUAAGUGGAGUUGUAUUUUUAUGUAUUUCCUUUUUUAUUAAAGAAGAGUUUCAUUCUAUUUGAAUGGGUAUGGUCCCUUCUUCUUAACUAUCAUAAGGAAUACAGAAACAGCUGCUACACAGAAAGGGAGUGGGAACCCUCAUAAUUAUCCCACAGGCGUCUGAAUUGAGCCAGUCACCUUUGGCUCUCUGUUUGUGAGUACUAAUCACAAAUUAUACUCAAAGUCACUUUUGUGCUCUACGAUAUUGCACUAGAUUUUGUUUAUUUUCUCUGCCACAACAGUAAUACCACCUGCCUAAUAUCCUGAAUGUCCAACUCAUGCUGCCAAACCAGCUCUCAUCCGUCAAGGCAAGGACUUCACAAGACCUAUGAAUGUCUCCUGUGGUAUCUCUGUGGUAGCAGACAUUAGCAGCAGAUCCUUUAAGCUCUUCAAGUUGCAAAGUAGAGCCUCCAUGGAUUGGAUUUAUUGUUCCAGCUCAUCCCCCAGGUGCUCAAUCGGAUUGAUAUCUGGGGUAAUUUGGAGGCCAAGGCCAAGGCACCUUAAACUCUUUGUCAUGUUCCUCAAACAAUUCCUGAACAGUUUCUGCAGAGUGGCAGGGGAAUUAUCCUGCUGAAAGAGGCUACUGCCAUCAGGGAACUCUACUGCCAUGAAGGAGUAUAUUUGGUCUGCAACAAUCACUAGGUAGGUGUUACGUGUCAAAGUAACUGUAGUGGACACUGGGUAGCCUGACCGGUUACCUCCACUAAUUCCUUCCUUCCCAAACUUGGGAACCACUAUAGAGUAUACAGAGACCCAUUUCCCCCCCAGUAACUGGACGAGACACAUCUCUGAAGGUACAACACAGUAUUAUUGCCACACACGGCUUUUAUGCAUAGCCCCAUGCAAGGGGUCUUCCACACACAUAAACAGGGGUUAUCCCAGGAUCCUCUAUGCUUGGGAGGUUGCUGUUCCUUUGUCUCCCAAAUAAGGAAAGCCCACCACUCCGGUGAGAGGUCUCCAGCCCAGGAUAACAGGGGGGUCUUCAUCCCAUGCACAUGGGAGCCAAGGUGCGGGAAAAGAGACUGUCUCCCAGGUGCAGAAAAGCCUGCCAAACCAACCAGUGCCUCAAAAGGGUCCCCACCAAUCUCAGGCGCCCUCACACUGGCACAUUCUACGAGCAAUCUCCAUUCGCGAGAUUCCUGUGCUAAAAAAAUCUGCAAGGGAAGCAUCUCCUUUCGGGGUACGAAUGCUCCCCCUGGUUGGCGUUCGUCUACAUGACCGGCAUCAUAUUAUAACCAUAAAGAAACAAAGCAUGGGAUGUUCUGUCAAAUGACUCAUGGGUUCAGGAUGCUCUGUAGAAUGACACACAGGUGCAGGAUGCACCGUGAUAUGUCACCCUUGUGCUGUGACCAGGGCCGGCCUUAAAGUGUGUGCACCUGCUACCCAGGUGGAGGAUUUAAUUUUUCUCCAUCCGGGACUAUCCGAAAAAAUGUGAGCGGGGCUUACCGAGUGGUUGGGCGAGGCUAAACAACAGCAGGGGCGGAGCUAAGUGCUCACAGAAGCCAGUGCUGCACAGGAAGGGGGAAGCAGGAAGGAGUCCCUGCUUCCUCAACAACUCCAGGAGCUGCCUCCUCUCCUUCCUUACAGCUCAUUAUGGAGAAAGGUAACUUUCCAUUUGUGUGACUGUCUUCUUUGUGUGUGACUGUCUGCCUGUGUGUGUGACUGUGUGCCUGUGUGUGUGUGUGACUGUGUGUGUGACUGUAACUGUGUGUAACUGUCUGCCUGUGUGUGUUACUGUGUGUGUGUGUGUGUGUGACUGUCUGCAUGUGGGUGUGACUGCAACUGUGUGUGUGUGUGUGACUGCCUGUGUGCGUGUGUGUGACUGUCUGUGUGUAUGUAGUAACUGUAUAUGACUGUAACUUUGUAUGACUGUCUCCCUGUGUUUGUGUGUGACUGACUUCUGUGUGUGUGUGUGACUGACUGCCUGUUUGUGUGACUGUAAAGGUGUGUUUAGCUGUAUGUAUGACUGUCCCCUAUACAAACACUAAACCCCUCUACACACACAGAAACACUAUACAUGGAUGGGGAAGGGGGAGGGCUGUCAAGAUUUUCUCACAGGGCACCUAAAGGCCUCAGGCCGGCCCUGGCUGUGACAACCUCCAGCAUUAGCCAAUCUCAUCUCUCUUGCAGGGUGUAUUUAUCUCCUACAUUCCCCCAAUUCCCUUAUGAUAGUUUAAGAGAUAAGAAGUAAGGGUAGACCUACUUUAGGUACUAGAAUAUAGUUUUUGGUGGGUAUUUCACACUGUAAAUGAAGUCAUUUCCUUGCUGUAUUAUGAUUAUUUGUAUGGUUGUAUUCUUCCUUUGUAGAUGUGGAUACAGCUUUUUUAUAGUGCUAGUUUUUGGUGGUUGUUUUGCUAUGCCAUUGAUGCCUAUCUGGUGGUUCGAAGAUCAGCAGGAAUAAGGUACAUUAAUCAAUACUAACAUCGUCUUGCAUCUCUUAAUUAAUGCUUCAGUGCUACCAUUUAAUAUAUUGAUCAUAUAAGAUGGCAAUAUUGAUCCACUAAAGUUCAAAUGUGCCCUGAAUGGAAAAAUUUGAGACUAUCCUAAAAUGUAGUAUGUCAGAUAUAAUUCCCAGAUAUGCAAAUUCAUUUAGUUUCUAUUAAGAAAGUUAGGCCCAAAAAUUUACAAAUUUAUUAUGCUCCACAGUGCAUUUCUUUUGCUGAUCCGCACCUUCAUUCAUACAAACACAUACAUAAUAAGCCAAACUUACAGAACUAGUCUAAACAUUCAAUUAGACAAGUUUGUCAAUUCAUAUAUGUAAUUAGUCAUGCAAACACAUCCAAAAAUAUAUAACUAGCCACUGACACGCAUACAUAACAACAUGCUCUCACACAUUCACACAUAAACGCACAAGCUUGCAAAACUAGACACACACUGACAUGCAUACAGAGACAAACACUGAUACAGCAGUCACACAGAUAUCCACUAACAUGCACACACAGACAAACACGAACAUGCAUAUAUAGAUACAUAUCUUGCAUACAUAGAUAUACACUGAUAUUCAUACAUGAACACACAAAUACUCAUGCACUAGCAUGCACACAUAGACACACACUGACACAAAAUCAAACAAGUUAACCAAAUAGCUGACACUAUCCUUGAAUGGCAUUAAUUUGAUAACAUUGAUAUUUGUUAAUUUCCUGUGCAACAUGAUAUCAAACCAACAUGAUUACAAUGAUUGUGGUGCUUUUUCCAUAUAAAUGCCUAGCUAAAUAUCACAUGGACAGUCUACUGAAAUAUUGGUUGAGCAGUUUUUCUGGACAGAUGUAACUUCUACAUGCUAUCAGUCAUUACAUAAGCAAUCCUUCCAACUAAUGGGAAGAAAUUAUAUCUUUAGAUACCCAUUUGUAUCAUUGUAAGCAUGAAUGACAGUCCAUGUUGGCAGGGCCAAACCAGUGCUAGACAUUUGUACAUCAGCAAAUAGUAAUGUAAAUUAAAGGGACACUAUAGGCACUGGUUGCCUCUGCCAAUUGCUGCUUCCUAGUGCUUACCGAGUACCACAAGCACCGCACCAGACAUCAUCAGCACUGUAGUCCCCACUUCCAGCGUUACAGCUUGGUUGGGAUCUCACUGUCCUCCACCCACCCUGGACCCAAGACCAGGAUCCAGCUUCCAGUGGGUAGACCUCUCCUCCAAGAGAGUGUAUCAAUAUUCUUUUAAAAGAGCAAGUGAUUAUAAUCCCAGGGGAGUAUAGUGAUAUAGCAAUCCCCAGAGUAGAUACAGCCGUUUCCCCCACACAUGAGAUGAGACUCUGUUGUUAAGGGUAAGCAGGAACAUGUUUAAUGGUAGCCACAACUGGGCUUAUAUGCAGGUCCUCAUGCAAGGUCCCCCCCCUGGACCUGAGAGUAGACUACAGUAAAAACAUAUACACAAUUACAUUGGCUCUCAGGUCAAGGACACUCCCACAUAAAACAAGAUAAUCCCUCCUCUAUGCCUGGGAUAUAAUUGAGUCAGGUACUGUAUAAAACUCAGUUAUCUCCAGGCAUAGAAAACACAAUGUUUUACAAAACCCUCAAAAUACCUUUAAACACACAACCCCCCACAGUUACAUCCCCUGAUAGCCCUGAUCUGGGUGACCAACAUAUCCAAAAAUCACCCAAAUCGGUUCAGGAAUUUCCUGGAAGUCAUAAUUUGAUGGACCGCAUGCAUGGUCCCAUGUCUAAAACAGUUCCAGAGAAUCAGGGCUUGCGGUUGGUCUAGUUUGGUAGUUUAAAACCCGAACAAACUAGCGAACAUAGUCAAUGUUCUUACCCUGGAGAUUGUUCACCUUGUUUGUGGGAACGUUUCCACUGAACAGUGCCCUUCUAAGCUGUGUAGAACCGAACGCAGGCGAUCCUGGAAGUCGAGCGGUGUUCAGGAGUUUCAGUGUCCGAAAACAGUUCCAUGAACUCGACGACCAAGAUUGCCGCCACCUUGUGGUCUAUCAUGCGAACAGCAGCCACCCAGACGACACUUAGUACACUGCGGUAGAAAGUGUUACAAACUGUCAAUUCGGCAUAACAACUCCCAGGUGGUCUCUGGUUUGUGCUCCUGUUUGGUUCCCAAACCAAAUAUAAAAUCCCAUGAACCAAGUAUGUUCACAUAGUUUUUAAAUGACCCAUAGUCUUUUGGCAGGAGGCUGGCAAGCAGGCCCCUCCAAAAACACGUGGCAGAGGUAUGUCUGCCACAGCCCGGUAUCUACUUGAUUUAAUUCAUCUGGUUAUAGUGUCUGGAGUCAUUCAGGGUUAAACAUUUAAAAAAAUAAAAUAUGUUUUAAUGCUAAACAAGGAUACCCAGCAUCAUAUUCUCUCUAUGCUGUUUUGGCUAAUGAGGAUGUAUUGCCUUAGCAGCAAAGGACAGUUGUGAUUAAGUGAGAGUGUCAGCUGACUGCUUUUAGCCAAUCAGAGUUUCCCUUGAUGGUAUGAAUGGGUACAAUGAAGUGUGUAAUCUCUGCCUUUGCCACACCUCCAGUAUGACUGUAGAUGGCCAUAAAUCCUUAUUUUGUGUUUAACUGCUCGAAAUGUUUUAACAGUAAAUGGAGGGGCUUUGCCCGGGGAAUCCAGGUACUAUAACUGUUUGAAAGAGAUGAAGUUGUGACUACAGUGUCCCUUUAACCCCUUAAGGACCAAACUUCUGGAAUAAAAGGGAAUCAUGACAUGUCACACAUGUCAUGUGUCCUUAAGGGGUUAAGGACAUUGCAUCAGGGGUAGGCAGUUGAUGUGAACAUUCUCUUUUUCUCUCUGUAGAACCUAAAGAAUGAUAAUUUAUUUUACGUAGAUAGGAUGUAUUAUGAUUAUGAUGCUUAUGUCCAAUGACAUGACAAAAGCAGACAUGUUACAGAAAUUCCAUAUUGUACCAGAUAUCAAUGAAGAUAGACUUUAAUUAAAGCUGUAAUCCUUGGGCCAAUUUGACAGAGUGAAGAGCAAUUUGGUUUAUAUAUUCAACUGUGCACACUGAGGCUAGCAGACUUGUCUGUUGAUCUGGAGUUUGAAGAAUAUUUGAUUAUGUGGCUGAAAAUGAAGCAGGAUACAUUACACUGACAUACAAGGUCUGUCCGGAAAGUAUCCAGCCACGUAAUAUGAAAAAUAGCGACAUUAAUUGAAGAAGAUAAAAGGAACAUGAAUGUACAUAGGACAAUGACGCCUCAAUCCCCUUCAAAAUAGGCACCUUGGGACCUCACACACUUCUCCAAGUGUCUCUUCCACUGUUCAAAACACUGCAAAAUUCUUUGUUGUAAUAGCCAUCAGCUGCAUUUACCUGAAUCUCAUCAGUGGUCUGAAAUCUCUUCCCUUUCAAAGGUGAUUUUAGUUUUGGGAAAAGUCAGAGGUCUCAGGGUGCCAAAUCUUUCAGAUUCUCGACCAUAUUUGAAGCAUUUCUGACACACUUUUAUCUGCACUGCACUCAUUGCAUUGUCCCCAAUUAUCCCCAUAGUUUCUGCAGAGGGAUAUUCAAGCUCAAUACAAAAGUUGAUGCAGAUCAGUUGCUCUUCUUGCUCAGUCAUUUUGACUGUGACGGCCACCUAGUACACAUGCCUUCUCAACGGCGUCUAGCGCUCCCACUGACUAGUGAAGUCAUCAUUGUUCAUGCAUGCGCAUUCCAGUCCACUCUCCUUGGCUGCCAGGCCACAUUGAUGUCACGCAAAUCGUUCUUGUUACAUUAACAAUGGCUGGACUUUUCCAAACAGACCUUGUAUACUGUGAAUGCAGAUCCAUGUGUAGUGUUGGCAUGUUUCUUAAUCCCAACGCUUUUUGAUUGGUAUACCUGCCACAAUACCUCGACUGAAAUUAUUUUUGCAUAUUUUUGGUUGCUACCUAUAGAAAGUAUGAAUCAAUGAAAGUUGGAAGGCUUCUGACUUUCAUUUUUUGUUUAUACUAAAUCUGUAAUUGUUGCUUCUAUCUGCUUGUCUUUCAAACUAUGACGUUUUACUGUAUAAAUAUAUUCAUUGAUGUUUCUUUUUGACAUAUACCAUGUAGCACAAAGACAUCUUUACUUUCUGUAGAUAGCCACAGGCAAAUUGACUGUUCAUCUGAAUUUCACAUGAGUAUGCAUGAGAGAUACUAUGUGAAAAGGUCAACAUUUGACUGAACCUUGCCUUUUCAUCACUGUUUUUCUUAUGUAAUACUCUAUAUUAGUGUUAGUGGAAUAGUAUGAGCUGUGUAAGUCUGUACCAUGGUGAGUAAGAGAGACACUAUAGUCACCAGACAAACUACAGCUUAUUGUAUAAUCAGGCUUUUUGCAGUAAACACUGUCUUUUCAGAGAUAAUUCCGUGUUUACAAUACAUCAUAGGGAUACCUCCACUGGCCACUCCUCAAAUGGCUACUAGAGGUGCUCCCUGGAGAGACACUGAACUUUUUUUUCAUAGAGGUGCAUUGAUCCAAUGCACCUCUAUGAAGAGAUGCUGAUUGGCCAAGGGCUGUGUUUGGCUUGUGCUGGCUUUGCCCUUGAUCUGCCUCCUUAACAAGCUCAGCCAAUCCAAUGUUUUCUUAUGGGAAAGCAUUGUGAUUGGCUUUGAUCAACAGUUCUGAUGAUGUCAAUCAGGCAGAUCAGAGGCAGAGCCAGCAGCAGCAGAUUGGAAUAACGGUACGAUUUUACUAUAUUUAAGGGAAUGGGAGUGGGGGAUAGGGUGUUUAGAUGGUGUUUUUAACACUAUAGGGUUCCUAUCCCUAUAGUGUUCCUUUAACUUUGGUUCCAGAGAUGCUUGUGAGUAAUAUUUCCAAUGAUGCAUAUACAUCCUAGACUAUAUCAAUAAAUUACGUUGCAUGCAGGAUUUUAUAUAUAUAUAUAUAUAUAUAUAUAUAUAUAUAUACAAAGAUAUAUAUAUAUAUAUCUUCCGUGAUAGUGAUAUAUUCUGUCAUUAUUUGCUGAUUUAAAACAUGCUUCAAGUUAAUUAUGUUUUCAUUUUGGCUAUUUUGAUGGUUCACAUGCCUGACAAUUCACACUUUAGGUAAAUAGACACUAUAGACACCCAGACCAAUUCAUCUCCUUGAAGUGGUAUGGGUGCAGUUUCCCUAUCUGUUUAGCUGUGCUCAGAGAUAUUGUAAUGUUUACAUUGCAUACAGAAGACUGCCCCUAGUGGCUGCCUAUGAGAAAGCCACUAGUGGCACUUCCUGCAGUUACUGGAGUUUGACUCUGUGAAAUGACGCUGGACUUCCUCAUGCUUUGCAUGUCACUUGAUCUGACUGUUUAUUAUUUUCUGCCAUAUCAAUUGGUAACAUUAUAAAUUAUUAGUCUUUGUAAAGUAAUAAAGGAGUUACACAUAUAUUUAUUUUGGUCUUAUCUCAGAUGACAUAUAGCCAAGUCUGAUAAGUUUCUUUUGUAAACGUUUGUGAUACAUGUUUCCAUAUUUUUAUUACUUUUUUCAGCACGAUUGUCCUGUAUCAUAUGAUGACAUGGGGCUUGGCAAUCCUACUUUGCAUUGAAGGUGUUGCUAUGCUUUACUAUCCUUCUGUAUCAAAGUAAGUUCUAAAAACUUAGCUCAGAAAUAUGUAUACAAUAAUGUUUUUAACCUGGCAAUAAUUAUUCAUACUCAUAGAAUCAAAAUCAAUGGUUAUCAGGUCAUUUCAGAUAAUACCAGUUUUCUAGAUAUUGGCCUCCAAAAUACUAUUCUUGUGUACAAAAUAAGUAAAAUGCGUUGGUUGGCUAGAUUAUACCAUGAUACAAUUACCAUUGAGAUAAGGAAUAGCAUAUGGGUUGUAGAGUCACACAUUCAUUAAAUGAUAUCCUUUACUCAAUGCUUCCAUAAUGUUGAAUUUCUUGGUGCUAUAUAAAUUCAUUUUAAUGAUAAUAUUUUGCUAUAUAACAUAUAUGCCAGUGUUGGGACUACCAUAUUUUUUUUACAUGUGGGUACAAUUAAAAUCAUCUGAAACUGAAAUUUGAGUUAUCUCUUUAAUGCCAUGUAUUAUAGAGGAAAUACUAGACUGAGUAAAUAAAUACUUAUUCAAGGAUAUCUCAGAUUUUUUAUAAAUCCAUUCAAUUUCAAGUCCUGCCAUUUCCCAUGUUAAUUGAUCCUCACUACACCAACAUACUACAGAUGUCAUACUUGGCCAUACUCGCACCUUCUUACUUUCCUAGGUAUUCUUAAAAGGACAUUAUAAUCAUCCAGGCCACUUCAUCUCAAUUAAGUGGUCUGGGUGUAGUUUUCCUGUAGUUUUAACCCUGAAAUGUAAAACAUUGGCAUUUAUUUAUAAACUGCCAUAUUUACACUGCAGAUUUAAGUCCACCUCUUGUGGCUGUCUUACUGACAGCCACCAGAGGUGCUUCCACUGCACUGACUAAUAAAACGUAAUCAUGUGAUUACAAAAUCCCUAAUAGGAAAGCAUUGAUUCAUGGGAAAUCUUAAAUCAGCGCGGUUGCACUCGCUGCACAUGCGCAUUGAGUUCCGAAUGCUCUCUAUGUCACAGGAGGUGGCGAGGUCAACAGCAAUAAGGGAGCCUUGGUGCUGGAAAAAGGUAAGUAAAACUUUUCAUGAGGGGGUCCUCUAUACAUCUAGGACAGGGACACUAUAAUAUUAAGAAUGCAGGUUUGUAUUCCUGACACCAUAGUGAAACAAAUCACAGGAAAGAGCGUGACUUGCAAUCUCCAGCUACUAAUGAAAUAUACUGAUAUAUAGUCAAUGUAUUGUAAUCCUGAUGAAGUUUUAGAGAACUACAACCGUUAAGGGAUACAUUAGAGCAGAAAACAGUGCAAUAAACUGCAAUUUGGGGUUUUCAAAGUAGUAUUGUUUCCUAUGUUGCUGUAUAAUGGCUGUUUGUAUGGGAAUGGCACAGGCAAAACUAAAUAUAUGCACAUUCAUUCAGCUUUUAACGUAAAGUAGAAUGUUAACGAUUUAACUAUAAUUACUACAAUUCUUAUAAUGAGAAAUAUAGAGAGAUGAAGGGAGAUGUGUUGCAGUAAUCCAGUAAACACAUUUUGACCAUUAUUAAGACAGCUCCUAUUUAGGUUUUUUUAGGUUUUAUAUUACAAAUACAAUAAUGAAAUUAUGUUUUUAUAGCUGUGAAAAAGGAUUGGAACAUGCCAUUCCUCACUAUGUCACCACAUAUGCUCCUCUCCUGCUUGUUUUGAUUGUUAAUCCGGUCUUGUUUGCAAGGACGGUAUCAGCAGGUAAGCAUGUUAAAGGGGUACUUCACUUUCCAAGAUUUUAGAUAUUAUGUUUAUGUAUUCACAAUUUCUUUGAUCAAUUAUGUAUUUGUGAGGUGUGAUAUCUUAUCCCACAGAAUUGGUUAGGCUGUGGGUGACAGGUGGUUGUUGUGAAAUGUUGGAGCAUGGCAGGGGUAGCCAACCUUCAGCACUCCAGAUGUUGUGGACUACAUCUCCCUUGUUGCUUUGCUAGCAUUAGGGCCACAAGUGCAUUGUGGGAUAUGUAGCCCAAAACAUCUGGAGUGACGAAGGUUGCCUAUCCCUGGAGUAUGGAAAUGGCGAGCUACUGAAUUUGUUCAUAUUCUCUAUUUGUGGAGUAUAGGCAUCCAAGUAACUGGUGAACUCUAAUGAUGGUUCAAUAAUAAAAUAAUGGUUACAAAGUCUAUAACUUGAAUUUACACUUUUCCUAAUAUAUAAAAAAGUAAAGUAAAGUCUAUUAAUUUCAGGGGCAAAUGCUUCUUGAUCGGUUUUAAUUCUUUAGAUGGUGUAUGGAGACUCUUAUAUCUAUUACUGGCUUGCCGACAUCUUCAUUGUUGGCUAUAGAGGGGCUAAAUGCCCUCUUCAGAUUGACAGUGGAUGAGCGUGCCCACCCCACUUUAUUCCAGUCAGAAACCGCUCCAGAUUAAGAUAGGGAGAUAUAUAUAUAUAUUUCAGUAUCUUAGCAAUCUACAGUACUGCACACUAAGGUUUGUGGGGAAUACACACUCUGAGAAAUGAAUUAUAUAUAUAUAUAUAUAUAGCGUGAAAAUUCAAUCUGUUUUAUGGUCUGAAAAAUGUUUCAGAUGUUUGAUAAAUAUAUAGAACAUUUGAGCAUUUUUUUAUCUAGCUACCAUAUAGAUAAACUACAGUCAAUGGGAUUUGAAGGCCUGGGCCACUUUGUGCUGUGCCCCCACCAUACAAGGUAAAGGGUUGGUGUUGCAUGCCAGCCAUAUGUUCACAGCAUGCUAUGAAGGAAAAUAAUGAGGAAAUGAUGAUGGAUGAUUUUUUAACCUGACCCAAGAUGGGUAUUUCUCUUCUCUUUUAAAGAUGAGUGAGGCAACUAGCGUGAAUAUCGCCUAUCGCAACUUGGAAAAGCAGACCUAAAAUUGCUGAAAUUAGUUGCUGACAUGUUUCCAUCAAAAUUCAGUUACAAAUCAACAUCAAUAGACUAUAUCACAUGGAAGAUGUUUCAAAUUUGAUUUCAAUAAGUAGAAAGCAAUGCUCAUUCUUUCUCGAAUUUUAUAAUAUUAUGUAAAUUACAGGUGGUGUUGGUUUGGGAUUGAAAAUGUUCAUAAAUAUUUCAUGUAAGAAAUUCUUAACUUAUUUAAUGUGCGUGAGCUCAUGUACGCAAAUAAAUAGAGUAUUCUGAGCAUUGAAAUACCCAUAUAUAUUGAACCACACAUAUACAAUGUUGCUUAGCAGAAGUAGCCAAGACCCAAACUUUCAUUUUCUAGGAAAAUAUCAUUGUAGUUUUCAUCUGCAGCAUUUCCGCUCUAAGUUCUAAGCACAAGAAAUCCUAGAUUAGGUAUUGACACGAAUAUUUACUUAUCAGAACAUAUGCCAGGCUUUAGGUAUCAAUAUCUGGUCCUUGCUAUAUUUGAAGUAGACUUAAAACAAAUCAAAGCUUCAGAUAUAAUCAGAUAUCAUGUAACAUUGCUUUUUAUAAUUUCAUAGUUGCCUCUCUACUAAAGGGAAGAUCUGGAAUUUAUACCGAAAAUGAAAGACGUUUGGGUACAGAAAUUCAGAUCCGUUUUUUCAAGAUCAUGCUGGUGUUCGUCAUCUGGUACAUCUGAGUAUUAUUUUACUAUUAUGUAAUAUGUAGUUUUUGUAAUGGGAAGAGGAAAGCUGGCCCCUGGCUCUAGACUCACAGUCCAUGGCAUCUGAAGUAUUAACAAUAGAUUAGAUAAAGGAGGUUCACAACCCAUCAACUUUCUCCUCGCAGGACUUUGGUGGCCAAAUCCUCCCAACUAUUUUUCACCAACUCGUCACAUAGCCCCAAAGUUUUGUUAUCCUUCACACACAGGUUCUCCUUUUUGCUUUUCACAAUUUAGCUUACCUUCUUCUGGCUAUUGUUAGCCAAAGGUUCAGAGAGGGACAAAGUCACCAAGCCAACAUGAACGACUCAACAGGACUCAACAUAAAUACUUAGAACGUAUAUACUACCUUACAAAACAAAGAAAGCUGAUAUACUAUACCCAGCUUGCUACUCUAAGCCACAUUGCUAACCACUGGAGUUGUAACCUUAAUCCUGAAUCAAACGAGCAAAACCAUAGGGAUCCCUAGAUUAUUUCCACAUAGAGCCCAUCGGGAACCUUUGGCAACUGUACUCGUACAUUCAGUAAUUAUGGUAGUAUAUGUACUCUUAAUCACAGAAAACUGAAUACAAACUUAUUUACAAAAACAAUAGAUUAGAAUACCCUCCAGGGUGAGUAAGAGAAUGCUAUAAUGUUAUAGAAUAAAACUCCCAUCAUUCUUAGCUAGGUAAACCUAAGCUGAGAGUGAUUGCAUCUAGAAUCUGCAUUAUCUCCAGGGUCCACAUUAGUUUAGAGGUCUACCGAUGGGGGUAAGUAGUUAACUAAUGAAUAUAUAUAUAUUUGUAAUUGCAACAUUGGUACACCAUUAAACCCACAAUGUAAGAAUAAUUCAAAGGAAAAAGUUAGCCAAUUUUGCAAAACAUGGUGGGUAACCUCAGAUAGAAUCAAACAAACAAACAAAUUUUACAGAAAGUAUAUGUGUAAAUGAAAACACAGCUUUUAAUAAUAUAACAAGGUCAAUAAAUGAAUAUUGUAAGAGGGUAGCACUAGAGGCUCCAAGGUUAAGAAAGUAUACAUAGUGUUAGUAGUCGAUGUUAUUAAAGCAGUGCUGUGAACCUCCCCACCCUGAAAAAAUUUGUAUUUCAUAAAGAAAGAAUCUAAGUGAAACACUCAUUUUGACUGUGUUGGCAUUUCACAAAAAUUCCAACUCAGUCAAGAGGUACCUUGAGAAAAAAUAGGGACUACUUUGUCUCUGUAUAUUUCCUAUGCCUGACAAUUCUAGACACUACGCUACUGUUGUCUUCAAGUGUCAAACCCCCAAGGCAUCACCAGUGACGGCUGCAGGGAAUUGGCUCUGUCUAUGGAAGGUUCCAUGAUCUCGCAUGAUCCUCCAUACACCUCAAUGCUGUACUCUUGUGCAUCCUUUACCUGCCCCCUGGCCUCCGGACCCCCAGUGGCGAUGUGACCGUCGUGGCUCUUUGCAAAUCCAGCAAAGUCCACAGACACAUCCAAGAGAUAGGAUUCAUUUUAGCAUUUUAGACAAUGUAACAAUUGAGACAUCAACUAGUAACAGAGUGAAUGAAAUGUAGUAGUAAGCAUAGAACAUUCUAAAUUAUUGCUGCUUAUCAUUGUCUGACAGACGGAGAAAAAAAUAAAUGAAUCUAUUUCACUUGUACAGGGUGCACCGCAAUGCAAGAACUCAAGCUAUAGUUGGCCUAUACACAGGAUUAUUUACUAAAGUAAUCAUUAAAAGUACAUUUCAAAUUUAUGGCCAGAGUAGCCAAACAGAAAGCAUAGCUAUUAACUUAGAGAAUUGUUCCUAUUAUGGCUAUUUUGACCUCAACUUUUACACUGUAGUUGAUAACCCUGAUAAUCUUUUAUUGACAUAAAUACAUAACCCAAUUUUUCUUAUAAUCAUAAAUACUGUGAAGAAGGCUCUUCCUUUCUUCAAACAGAAUCACAUUUUCUGUCAUGUGAGCACAUGGCUGCCUUUAAUCGUUUUUGCUCAAAGCUGAUCAAGAAUUCCAACUAAUUUAUUCAGCUCUUACAUUCCUCAAAGUCAGUGAUAUAUGCCAGUGAUCAGAGGUCUGUUAUAGGAGGGAACCUUCUAACGUUUUUUUAAUCACACAAUGGAUCAUUUAUUAUUAGAGUGGUCUUCUCAACAGAUCAGGUUAAAAAAAAAUAACGCCAACUUAUUAAUAUUAAUUCUAUAUAACCAAUAUAGUUAGCUGGUACAUCAGAUCUGGCCGUUUUUUUGUGAACAUGUUGAGAUUUUGAAUAUUAAACCAUAAGUGACAAAUACUGUUUAAAGAGGCAAGGAAGUCCGUGAUGUCAGCACUCAAUAUGAGAAGCUCCUAGUUCUCCACUGUGUUCGAAAAUAACUUUUUUUUGACACUGUGUGACCAAUACCGAAGAAAAGCAAAGGUUAGGCACAAAUGUUUUAACAUUUUCAAAAGAAAUGCUAAAAUUCAAAUUAUUUGCACAGUGUACAAGUUGGCAUUUAAAGUGCUAUAAAAUACUAUGUAGACAAUUUGUGAGAUCAGUGGACUGCAAGGAAGAAAGGGAAAAUCGUCAAUUUAUAAUUUAAAGAAAUCUGCUGUUAAUGUUGUUAUAAGCCGUGUUUUAUCUCUCGUCAGUUGGGCAGCCAAUAUCAUCAAUGAGUGCCUUUUGUUCUACCUGGAAAUGCAACCAGAUAUCAAUGGAGUGCUGCUGAAAAAUGUGAGGAAUGCCGUACUCAUCACAUGGUUCAUAAUGGUAAGUCAGGCAUGAUUUCAAUCAGACUAGACAGUAUAACUAAUUAAAUAUGGUAAGUCUGGUCACUUCAUGUGUUUGGAGUAGUUAAAACAGAAAAUAUAGCUAAAAAUAGCCAGAUCUCAAAGGCUCUAUAAUUGGCUUAUAAAUAUUUAUGCAAUUUUACAUGAAAUGAAAGUGAAAUCAUUCCAUUGAAUGUCCUGUCUUGUAAGCUUUUUUUUAUUUAUACAGGAGCUACUCAAUGCAUUUAAAAAUGUUCUACCCUUGUCCAGGGCUAGAUUAACAUAGGGCUAAUGGAGUAGAAGCUUCAGGUCCACGCACAUCUAAUAGGCUCAUUGAUUUAAAAAAAAAUAAUGUAAAAAAUCUUUGUACUACUUUCUAUUUGUGAUUGCUAUGUGCUGAGGAAAAUUAGUAUGGGAACUUAGGAGGGAUGUAGAGGAACAAAACUUGUGUGGACUGGCUGACCAUAAAUUAGUUAAAGGGAUUCUCUAGUGCCAGGAAAACAAACCCAUUUUCCUGGCACUAGAGAAUCCUGAAGUGCCGCCCUCCCAUCCCCAUCCGCCGGCAGGGAGACAUACUGUGCAUGCGCGGCAAUGGCCGAGCACGCAUUAGACAUCCCCAUAGUAAAGCAUUAUUCAAUGCUUUCCUAUGGGGAUUCCGGUGACGCUGGAGGUCCACAUGCAUAGCGUGAGGACGUUCAGCAUCAUUUACACGACCAAAAGUUGCCUAAGAAGCCGAAAGUCCGUCUAGUGGCUGUCUGGUAGACAGCCACUAGAGGAAGACUUAACCCUGAAAGGUAAUUAUUGCAGUUUAUAAAAACUGCAAUAAUUACACUUGCAGGGUUAAGGGUGAUGGGAGUUGGCUCCCAGACCACUUCAAUGAGCUGAAGUGGUCUGGGUGCCUACAGUGUCUCUUUAAGAUAAAGCUGACUUUGCACACUGUGCACAAACUGUUGUUGCUUCUGUCUCUCUAACAGUGUGGCAUGUCCCCUUAAUUCUACACUCACUACAUCCACCUUCCAAGGGAAGGAGAGCAGUGGACAAGAGAGUACUGCGUGACACCAGGGAACUGUCCCUAGAAAGCAGACAGUGAGCACAUCAUUUGGCACACAAAAUUAGAAUCUAAUGAUUAGAUGUGGACCAACCAAUAACACCUAAAUGCUCCCCAACAACAUGUAACAAAUGAUAAACAAAGAUUUUAGUGAUACAAAUAAAAUACGCAAAAAAAGAUAAAUAAAAUAUAAAAAUUGUGUUCAAUUCAAACAGUUAUAGGAAGUGUGUAAGCACAAUACAGAAAAAUUGCACUAUAGCUUUACAACCACUCCCAAUGUACUGUUACUUUCAAACCUCUUGUAUAUGAAACACAAUAACUUAUCUUAAUAUUCUUUUAUGAGUGGUAAUUCCCAGAAGCUCAAAAAUGUUCAAAUGCUUUAUGGAAAUAUAAGAAUACCAAAAAAAAAAUAUAUAUAGCAUAAAAUCCUUCAUAUUACAUAUACGGUAAAAAAAAAUUUAAAAACACAAUGUUGUUGGGACUUUGUGUGCCUCAGUACUAAGUUCUGCAGCUUAAGCAGUCCUCAUUGUGUACAAUCCACUGUUCACUGUACCAUCCACUGGACACUAUUUUCCAUGCUUGUGUUUGCCUUUCGAAUGCUGAAAUUUGAUUUUGUCAGUGACCAGAGUUGCUUGCAAGAUUUUAACUUUUACAGCUCUGAAACAGCUGGAACUCAGGACCACAUGACAGCGUACUGACGUCACUACUGACGCAUUUCGCCUAAGGAACCAGGCUUGCUCAAAGCGUGUACUGUCACGAUCCACCAUUUAUUUUCUUUAAUACACUGUCCAGUUCUCAUUUAACCAACUGAGUCCCACUUUUGUUUUUAUCAAAUUCCGAAAAUGGAUACGGUCAUUUUCAAAUAAAGUUCAUUACGUUGUAUAUCCGCAGUAAUAAAACACACACCCUACAUAAUAACACCCUACAUAUAAAUACCCUUCUAUAUCUUCUGUAGUCCAGUCAGAUUGAUGAUAUUAGAGCUGCCAAUCAUCUUUUAUUGGAUAUUUUCUUUGUAGUUUGAACAGCAUCAUUCGACACAUCUUUGUCAAGCUCAGGGUGAAACAGCGCUGUCUGCCUAGUUCACGUUUAGUUGGCUGGCAUGGAAGCUAUUUUAACUUUUCUAAUUCAUCGCGCAUUCAUCCCUUUUUCCAGGCAGGUCUGCCCCUUUUGACAGUGACAGUUGCAUGGCCCCUUUUACCCUGCCCAAUGAUAUCAGGUUUCACAGGAUGCCAAUGCUGGGGCGGUAUAGAUUUUGUUGAGAGAUGAAAGCAAAAGAUUAGGGUAUGUGUAUGAUUAUAAAUACAUCCUCUACUGGGAACAUGUCACUUGGGAGGUUAAACUUUUUAGUGUUUUCCGUUUAAAGGAUUCUGUAAUUAGGUCCUUCAUAAUUGUCAGCACCAGGUCCAAUGGGCUUUUUAUUUGAAAUUGUUGUUAUUUCUUUAUUUUUGAGCAUCGCGUUAUAAUAACAAACAUAUGACAUAAGUAUGGGAGACUUCAACAGACAAUGCAGGUCAUACAUCACAAGAGCAGUGCACUAUUUUUGUAAAUCAAUCAAUCUAGAAACAAUAAAGACAAGCUUGGCACACAUCGUAUCUGAGACAGAACCAUCAGUGUUUCCGUUGUCCCUAAGGAGCUGAAGGAAAAAAUGCUAUAGUCUGACAUCACAAAUCUGCAUGAAUGGAGGUGAUCAGAGAAGUGCACAUAUAUGAUUAAAAGAAUGUGGAUUAACAAAAUGAUGUAGAGUAUAUGCAUAUAGUGCUCGUACAUGAUGGGUCUAGAAAGCUUACGAGAUGGGUCUAGAAAAUGGAAAUUUAAGUAAGGUCAUUGUGCACACAUUGGUAUAUGGUAUUCUGGAUAUUUGUGAUAGGGAAUUCCUAUGUACUAUAAAGAUAAAAAACCCAUCAUAGGGCAAUAUGUAUACAAUAAAAUGAUAAUAAAAGAUAACUUGGAACACUCACAAUGUUUAGAGCCCUUAUAAGUCAGCUCUAAUCAAUGCUGUCAUUUUCAUCAAUAUAACGGUUAAAAGUGUAGAUGUGUAGUUUCAUCAGCCAGUCCUCCAUGGUUCGUCAAUGCAUGAUGACGUCCUUCCCAUAUCAGCUUCACCCCACUUCUACCCAUAAAGUCCUUGAGAUUCCCGAAAGCAAGAUGGCUGCAUCUCCACCUCCUGUGGGCUAAGGGUGCUUAAUGGACUCUUCAUAGCGCACCAUGUGCUGCAUCCAUGCCAAUCAGAACUGGCGACCAGGGAUACACUCAGGGGUGUUUUUACCCCGAGGCAAACAAGGCAUUUGCCUUGGGUGGCACUUUCUGCCCAGGAGCUGGCUGGGUGGCAACCUCGGGGCACCCCAGGCUGGCAGUGGCAGAACUUUCGGGGCGGGAGGACUAAACCUCCUGUUCAGCUCCCUCGCGCACACCACAGUGAUGCCGGAGCCAGAAUAUGAUGUAAUUCAGGCUCCUGCAUCACUAUGUGGCGCGCGAGGAAGCUGAACAGGAGGAUUAAUGCUCCCUCGCCGCCUGCAGUCACCGGCCAGCAGCCCCACUGGACCCCAGAGAAAGUGAUAAUCCACCCCAGCAUUCCCAAAGGUAGGGAGGCUGGGGGGAUUGAAUUUUACAAAAAAAAAAAAAAAUGUGAGUGUCUGUUUGUGAGUGUGUGUGUCUGUUUGUGAGUGUGUGUGUCUGUUAGUGAGUGUGUGGGUGUCUGUUAUUGUGUGUGUGUCUGUUAGUGAGUGUGUCUGUUAGUGAGUGUGUAUGCCUGUCUGUUAGUGAGAGUGUAUGCGUGUCUGUCUCUGUUAGUGAGUGUGUUAGUAUGUGUGUCUGUUAGUGAGUGUUUAUGCAUGUCUGUCAGUGAGAGUGUAUGCGUGUCUGUUAGUGACUGUAUGUGUCUGUUAGUGAGUGUGUAUGUCUGUUAGUGAGUGUAUGUGUGUCUGUCAGUGAAAGUGUGUGUCUGACACUGAGUGCAUAUGUGUCUGUCAGUGAGUGUGUAUGUGUAUUUAGAAUGUAGGGGUGGGGGGGAGGGGCAGCACAAAACCAGGAUACACCACUGGAUACACUUGCACAUUUUUUAACUACUAAAAUAAAUUUACAAGCAGGUAUCAAUACCCAUACACCCUUAUACAAUGUAUACACUUUUAAGUGGAGGGGUGAGGUGCCUGACACGGGGAGCCUGCUCAUAGCUCCAAUUUUAUAUGAAGAGCAAAAGUAGAAAGCACUAUAAAACAAUCUCCUACACUCGGUAUCAUCAUCCCUUCUAGUCUAUAGAAUAUAGCAUAACACUUCAGGACAGGCUGAACAUCACAGGGCUGCAGUGUAAUGGUUUGCUUUUGCUUCUAUUAAAUUCUUGUUUCUGUUUUAGGGAAUACUGAAUCCUAUGCAAGGCUUCCUCUUUACACUAGCUUUCUAUGGAUGGACAGGAUAUCAUAUAGACUUCAAAUUUAAUCAAAAGGAAAUAGUUUGGGAGCCGAUAUCUACAUCAACUGUUGGUGAACCAACGCACAAUGGUCAUAUUACUUCCUUCCUGAACUAUCCUGGUUACAUCCAGAACCCAAACAAGACCGACAUGGAAAAUAGCCAACAAACUGAUGAAGCACUUGGCAUGCUCUCUGAAGGUAAUGGGAUAAUAGCCGAAAGACUAAAAAAUAACUCCCCAAUCUACCAAGGCUAUUAGUUAUCAGACUGUGGGUUCCCAUCCAAUUAGAAAUCCCAACAUGUCCUUACUUUGUUGCAAUAGUCAGUGUGGCUCUAGAACUGUGAAAGAUGUAAAUGCUGCACUGACGUGGAUGACCAAUACACUUGUGUCCUAUUCUGUAGAUGGAAUUAAUACAGCAAAUUCGGACUAUGAUCUCAAUGACACAGAUACCAACCUUAAUUAUAGACAGAAGUAGAUUAUGCUUACAUAGUUAUCUAGUUAAUUAGAUUUAAAUAAUCACCCUGUAUAUUAAGUUUAAACUCUUUAACUUCACAAAUCUAUCUAGAUAAAUGCAGAAAAGCCCAUUGACACACUUAGACUCUGAUGACCCAAUUUCUCAAUAAUAAGGUGUGAUAGUUCCACUAAUAAAAAUUGCAAAUGCAUUAUUUUGGAGAUGUAAAUCCAUAAGCAGUUCAUGAAUUUAACAUUAUAUUUUACACCUACUGUAUGUUUAGUUUCUUAUAGACACAAUUUUAUUAAAAAGAACCUCCAAGCAUUGGUUUGGUCCAUUUCUCCUCUGAAAUAGAGCUUUGGUUUGGAUGGGGUAAAAAAUAGUAAAAGUCUUAACCCAAAGCACCAGAUGACAAAGGUACUCCAAGUCAGGACAAAAAGACAGAGGCCAAACCCAAAACAAAAAAAUGUCUAUCUCUUCAAUGUCAGAAAAUUCCACACUAUAUCAAGCCACCAUGACCUUUCAGACUUUACAGCAGGGAGUCUUCACAAUUUUGUCUUGAUGACAUAACAAAAAUUCUUGUCAACUACAAUCACAAUACAGUUUUUCCAUGUAUCAUUGUUCUCUGUUGUUAUUAUUAUUUCUAGGUUUAAUACAGAUCACUUCUCUGCAAAAUCCAGGUAGACUUUCAUAUGAUAGCCCUAACUCAAUUAAGAGGGAUGCUCUUUUUUUGUAGUUACUGUUUGUACUGUUUCUCUGCGUUGAGCACAUUGUAUGCUGUUUACUAGACAGGAGAUGACAAUAAUUAAGGCAAUUAAAGAAGUAUUAGCAGAUACAAAUAACACUCUUGUUUUAUCUUCCUGUCCUGUUUGAGACUAAUGGGCAGUUUGAGAUGUUGGCCCAUCCAUAGAUAACUCCAACCUGCUUUAAUUUUCCAUUGUCGCAUGAUAAAAACAUAUAAUCCAAAUUAUCAUCAUAUUGUAAGGAUGUAAAUCAUCUUGUCAGACAUAACCUUGACACAAAUAAUAAUAAGUCAUAGAGCAUCUAUUAUGUAAAAUAACUAGAACCCUAUGUAUACAUAAAAUGGAUUAUAUUUAUAGUCCUCCCUCUACACACCAUGUAGGGCUUAUGAAAUCUUCAAAUUCUGAAUAGUUCUUUAAUGAAGGGCUCUCUGAAAAUCACAUUCUUUGAAUUUGAAAAGCACUUUAAUUUUAGAAUUGUUUGUUCUGAAAACUGUUUGCAGUAUUCUACAGAGAAAGAAAUGGGUAAACAAUCCGUUACUGUCAUACAAAAUAAAAUAUUUUAAUUUGAACAUUUGGCAAUAAAUGUAUUUUACAUAAACGUAGUGUCUUUCUUUUUUUCUCUUAACAUAUUUGUUAAGAUGCGUAUAGAAUGAAAAAGAUUAAAAUUAGAAUAAAAAGAGUAUCAUUAAAAUACAUCUGCAUCUAUAUGACUAUAUGAUUAAUAAAGAUCUCUUAAUAUUCACUUUUGAUUAGUGUCCAAUGAGUGCAAAAACAGAUGUGAUCAAAUGUUUUUUUCAGUUGCCCAUAAAGUCAUUCUACAAACCCUUAGCCACUGUGAUAUAAUGUAUAAGUAAUAGAUUUCAUAUAUUUAAUACAGAAUAUAAAACCAAUGCUAUUUUUGUUUAUCAAUGUGACCCUAGAUUGUCAUUUAUGAGACACAUAAAGAAGUAUACGCUGGGUCCAGCUUAUUUAGCAUUCCACUGCACGUCUUAAUUGUUUAUGUCUAACUGUAUAGUUCGAUAUGACAUGUGGGUUUCUACCUCUGAAUGUAUGCUGCAUAAGGCAAUAUUCUAUUAGCAGAGGCCAGAACUAUAUCUGUAGGAACAUUCCUAUUCAGUUACAAGUAAGGAUCGACUGAUUAUUGGUUUGGCUGAUAUUUAAAAUUUUGGCAAUUAUCGGUAUCACCUUAUAAUGAUACCGAUAUUUCUGAUGAAGCGGGAGGCAGCGAAUACCCAACACACACACUACUUUUAGCUCCUCUCUGAGUUGGAGAGAGGACAUGCCGGAAACAGAGGAUAGCGUGUGCUGGGUCCCAGCCAUCCUCUCUAUAAUGCAAUUGGCAUCAGGGUGGAACACUGGCAGAAUAUUGUUACCAGUUAUCAGCCAUCGGCUAUCGGCCCAAUAAUCGGUAUCAAUAUUGCCCUUAAAGGACCACUAUAGGCACCCAGACCACUUCAGCUCAAUGAAGUGGUCAGGGUGCCAGGUCCAUCUAGGGUUAACCCUGCAGCUGUAAACAUAGCAGUUUCACAGAAACUGCUAUGUUUACAUUAGGGUUAAUCUAGCCUGUAGUGGCUGUCUCAUUGGCAGCCGCUAGAGGCGCUUCCACGCUUCUCACUGUGAUUUUCACAGUGAGAAGACGCCAGCAUCCAUAGGAAAGCAUUGAGAAAGCAUCAGCGGAUGACGUCGGAAGAGGGAGGAGAGUCCCCAGCGCCGAGGGAGCCCGGUGUUGGAGAAAGGUAAGUGUUUAACCCCUUCCUCCCCCUUCAGACCGGAGGGAGGGGGACCUAGAGAGUGGGAGGGGGGGGGGGAACCGAAGACCCUUUAGAGCCAGGAAAAUAUGUUUGUUUUCCUGGCACUAUAGUGGUCCUUUAAGUAAGUGAUAUUGGUUGUCCCUAGUUACAAGUGAUAAACAUAGUUCUGAACACACAUGGUUAUUCUUAUAAACUGUUGUAAAUUAAAAAACAUUGUACAUGCUUUCCCCCCCCUAAUUUGGCUACGUUGGCCCAAAUUAUGAAACUCGUUUUAAAUUCCUCAUAGUCACUUUAAUAAAUUACUAUGAUAGAUGUCAACCCUCCUCAGUUUUUCAGUACUAGAAAUAUUAUUGAUACUUUGCUCUCAACAUAUUAUAGAAUUUGUACUGCUACAAAAAAUGUCCGUCUGCUUUUGGUCACCUCUAUUUAGGUUUCCAGCUCUAUCUUCUAUUAUACUGCAUUAGAAUGUGCACCUGUGCAUUGUGCUACUUGUUUGUAUUUGUGAACAAUGGUGACCAAUGAGUUACAUUUCCAUUUGUUACUUCGAUACUACUCACCAGAACAAAUGCAAUAAGGUGUAGUUUUUCUGGUGACUAUAGUGUCCCUUUAAACAAGUAGAAAUGGAUAAAAUAUCCAUUUCAAUUGCAAUACCUGGUGAAAUCUGCACUUUUUACCUCCUGUCUGAGUUCCUGCAAAACCAACUCCAAUCAAAUAAUAAACAUGUAAAAAUAUCCACUAGACAUUUAAAACUAGUGCAAAUGCUUUCUUUUCUUUUGGGUAACUUCAAUGUACUUACGAUAGACUAGACUAGACAGCUAUUGUUCCAGUUUGAAUCUGCUAUUAACGAGUUCUGUUUACUACAAGUGGCCUAGGUAAGGAUUCAUAGGUUCUCUACAGACAUGAAAAUCCUAUUAAAAGAACACUCCAAGAACAGUAAAAACUACAGUGUCCAGAGUGCCUUGGCACCAUCCCAUAGGAAAAUGUCAAACUGGUUUAGCACGGUUUGACAAUUUACCUGGGGACCCGGAGCCCAUUGGGCACUUCUUGUCUUCUCCAGCAGGAGAAGCCGGUUUGCUUUAUAGAGCAGGACAAUGCAGGACCAUGCACUCCAAGCACCACAAAAAGUACAGUGACUGGAGUGCCUUGGUGCUAUUCCAUUGGAAAAUGUUAAACUGAUUUAGCACGGUGUGACAAUCUACCUGAGUGCGGACCUCAUUGGACUUUAUCUUCUCCAGCAGAAGAAUUCGGUUUACAUUAUAGAGCAGGACCGUGCAGGACUGCACUCUUUGACAGCGGAAUGGUUUCAGCCCGGGAUUAUGGUUCUGCAUGACCUUGCGUUACUUUACGAGUCAUCAUGUUUCUCCUGCUGGAGAAGACUGGAUGCACUGAUGUGAUGUGGUCUGCAGUAGUUAUGGUGCUUGGAGUGGUCAUUUAAUAAAACUCCUCAAUUUAUUUAUACAUUUUAAGUGCUAUAACUCAUUUACACGUAACAAUACAGGGUUACAAUUAAUAUGUCAUUAGCAUAAAUAUAUUUAUCAGAUGCAAUGAGCCAAUUGUGCAGGUAGCUAUAAACCUGCUCUAGUAUGUGAUGAUUUAUGGCAGAAGCAUGGACAAAAAGAGUACGGGUUUAGCUGGGCAAAGCUAAUUUUACACAUUUUCUUAGGCUACAAAAAUAUAUAGAGUUGUAAUUAAAAUUAUUUCAUCCACACUGAAAAUCAUGUUUAUUGUCAACAUUUACAGACUUUCAGUUGUUUGCGAUGAACACAUCAAACUAAAGCAAUUGAAAUAGCUCAGCACAAUGAAAUGGUUUCCCCAAAUUCAACUGAAAAUGCAACUUAUAAUGACUUCACCUCUUCAUGGCAAGCAUCUUUAGUAUUUAGUAGAGCACCUUUUUGCUGCUAUGACCUGCUGCAAACGAGAUGCGUAGCCAGACACAAGCUUCUGGCAGCAUUCCUGAGGACUCUUGGCCCAUUCCUCCAGUGAAUUACUAUUCUUGGGUUUGUGUACUGCAACCCUCUUCUUCAAAUCCCACCAGAGAUUUUUGGGGGGGUUCAAGUCAGGUUACUGUAAUGGCCACUGUAGAAUUUCCCAGCAUUUCUUGUGCCACCAAGCCUUGGUGGAAUUUGAGGUAUGCUUGGGAUCAUUGUCUUAUUGUAAGGUUCAAUGAUGUCCAAGCUUCAGCUUUCUAGCAGACAGGAUGUUUUAUCAUAGGAUUUCUUGAUACUUCAAUGAAUCCAUCUUGUCUUCCACAUGCUACAGGUUUCCAGUGCCAGAGAAUGUCACUUCAUUCUUCUUCCUCCAGAUAUACCGCAGAUCCAUUGUGCCGAAAAGUUCCAAUUUAGUUUCAUCACUCCACAGAACAGAAUCCCCAAGUUUAUGAUUUUAAACAUACUGGAGCCAACUUUUCUUACUCUUGUGUCAGUAGUGGUGUACAACUUGGAGUUCUGGAAUGGAAAUCUUCUGCAUUUAGUACGCUCCUUACUGGGCUCACUAAAGCCUCAGUGCCUGUUGCCACCAAGUCUUGCUGCAGGUCUUUUGCAGUCACUCAAGGGAUUUUUCACAUCCUACCUUCUCAGAUAUCUGGUUGCAGCCAUUGAUCGCUUCCUUUUUCUGCCCCAUCCAGGUAGUCGUUGUGUUGAGCUGUUUCAAUUGCUUUUGUUUGAUUUGUGCAUUGCAAACAGCUGAACGUCUGUAAAUGUUGACAUUAAAACUGAUUUUCAAUGGGGAUUCAAUAAUGAUUGAGAAAUCCACCCCGAUUGUGUGUCCUAAGAUGAGAAAUCCUGCUUUAAUUGUUCUGUACAAAUUGAUGUUGAUUGUUGAUUUGCACAGAAAGUAGAGGAUGAGUCAAUUCUCUUUUGUUUUGUUAGGUUCUGAUGAUAGCACAAUUGAAAUCCACAUAUCAAACGAACUGCCAGACUUAGAUGACAUUGAGGCUGAUGAUGAAUCCAUGGACAACAAUGAAGUCCCAAAACGUGUGAAAUGAGCACCCAAACAGACCAGCCUCUGGAUAAAUAUGCAAACUGUUGUACAUUGUUCUUUAUGUAAAAAAGAAAAAAAGAAAAUGAAUAAAAUAAAAGAAGACAUUGAAAAUCUGA